This is a messenger RNA of Penicillium subrubescens, 444 nucleotides long. RefSeq lists its product as uncharacterized. The record is from RefSeq and is a predicted model, not a curated record. Gene Ontology annotation, molecular function: fatty-acyl-CoA binding. Lineage: Eukaryota; Fungi; Ascomycota; Eurotiomycetes; Eurotiales; Aspergillaceae. The transcript has 2 exons. The coding region runs from base 1 to 444 and encodes 147 amino acids.
AUGUCUGACAUCUCCGGAUUCAUCGCCGCCCUCGAGGCCGCCCAGAGCAAGACCAAGUUCACCGCCGAGGUUCAGAACGCCGCUGCCGGCAUUGACAUUGCCGCCCUCAAGGCUGCAUACGAGGCUGCCCUCGCCAUGGGCGAGACCGACACCAUCGCCGAUGAGGCCCAGAAGACCGCUCUCGAGAAGGGUUUCGAGUUCGCCGCCAAGGUCGUUAUGAUGCUCAAGACUGCCCCUGGUCCCUUCGAGAAGAAGGAUCUCUACGUCAACUUCAAGGUUGCUAAGGGCGAGGUCCUCGAGAAGCCUGGCAUGUUUGAUAUGGUGAAGAAGCAGCUCUACGGCGCUUGGGAGGCUGUCAAGCACUACUCCCCCCAGAAGGCCCAGGCCCUUUACAUCAAGCAUGUUAACGAGUUCAUCGGCAAGUACGGCACCCGCGACGAGUAA